AUGAGAAAAAUUUUCUAUUAUGGAGUGAGAAAUCAGAAACUAAAUCAGAGUCUGAGGGAAAAUAUAAAACAGACUCAGGUUAUUACUAAUAAAUUGAGAAUAUCUUCUACAAAAAAUAUUCCGCAACCUAUCAAUGAGGAUGCUAAAUAUAACCGGACAAAAUCUGAAGAAUCAGAGAUUCAAUACUCUGCAUCACCCUCUGCAAACUCUUUAUUGGAAGAUGAUACAUCUAAACAAAUGCCAGAAGACACAUCUGAUAUAUCUGAUAUCACUUCAAAUUCUGGCGUACAGACGCAAACGAAACCCUUAAUUUCAGCUGAGAAUUAUGAAGAUAUAUAUUUUGAUAAUGAUCUCAUACUUCAGUCAGUGAAAGAAAUAAAUGAAGAGAUUGCUUCACAAUUAGAUAGGAUAUAUGAUGAUAGUAACUGA
Molecule: messenger RNA, 429 nt
Organism: Funneliformis mosseae
Lineage: Eukaryota; Fungi; Glomeromycota; Glomeromycetes; Glomerales; Glomeraceae
Source: the annotation of a GenBank genome assembly